Messenger RNA from Budorcas taxicolor (takin), 3756 nucleotides. RefSeq names its product protein phosphatase, Mg2+/Mn2+ dependent 1L (gene PPM1L). Gene Ontology annotation, molecular function: cation binding; protein serine/threonine phosphatase activity. Gene Ontology annotation, biological process: protein dephosphorylation. Bases 762 to 1844 code for a protein of 360 amino acids. The transcript is spliced from 4 exons. NCBI's taxonomy places the organism in Eukaryota, Metazoa, Chordata, Mammalia, Artiodactyla, Bovidae. The record is from RefSeq and is a predicted model, not a curated record.
GAGCGCGCGAGCAGUGCCGAUCGGAGCUGGGAGGUGCUGGGGAAAGGCAGGCAGAGCCCGGCCGGCCGCCUGCGGCUCCGCGCCGUUCUUGCUGCGUCCCCGGCUCCAGGUACCCUCGCCUCUGCCCAGGCUCCAGCAAAAGUUUUAUUCUCUGAGGCCCCCCCCCCUGGCGUGUCUGAAGGACUCGGAGCGAUUGGCCCGCUGUGCGCUCCCCUGCGGCGGUGACCAAGGGGACGUGCAUCCCUCGCCCGCGGGGCUCUGGUGCCUCGCGCUUCCUCACCUGCAGAUCGCUCCCCGGAGCGGCGAGGGGCCCCAGCUGAGGGACCGCGCGGGGCGCCCAGAAACUCUCCAGCCCACCGCCGCAGACCCGCCCGGUUCAACUUAAACUUGAUUUCUCUCGUCCAGCCCCGGCACCCGCGACUGCUCUGCCACCGCUGGCGUCUCGGCCGCCGCAGCCGCCGCCUCACAAAGGGGAGUAGGGAGGGGUAGCAGGCGGCGGGCACCGGCGCCGGUACGCAAGGCGCUAGCCUCCGGGCCGCCGAGGCCGGGAGACAAAAGGGAAACUGCCUCUGUUCGCCGGACCGGCUCGGAGCUGCCCGAUCGUUCGCCUCCCGCCCGGCUCCGUGAGCCUCUUCCCCCCCCGCCUACCCUCGGCUGCUGCUCCGUCUCCCUCCCCGCGGGCUGUCCCCGCAGUGCUCCGGGACCCAGCCAGCCUUCGGGGCGCGCGUCGCUGCUGGUGGUUGGGGCUCUAGCGAUAAUAAAUGAUAGAGGAUACAAUGACUUUGCUAUCUCUCCUGGGUCGCAUCAUGCGCUACUUCUUGCUGAGACCCGAGACGCUCUUCCUGCUGUGCAUCAGCCUGGCGCUGUGGAGUUACUUCUUCCACACGGACGAGGUGAAGACCAUCGUCAAAUCCAGCCGGGACGCCGUGAAGAUGGUGAAGGGCAAGGUGGCCGAGAUCAUGCAGAACGAUCGGCUAGGGGGGCUCGACGUGCUGGAGGCUGAGUUCUCCAAGACCUGGGAGUUCAAGAGCCACAAUGUGGCGGUGUAUUCCAUCCAGGGUCGGAGAGACCACAUGGAGGACCGUUUCGAAGUUCUUACGGACCUAGCCAACAAGACGCACCCCUCUAUCUUCGGGAUCUUCGACGGCCACGGGGGCGAGACAGCAGCUGAAUAUGUAAAAUCUCGACUCCCAGAGGCCCUUAAGCAGCAUCUUCAAGACUACGAGAAAGACAAAGAAAAUAGUGUAUUGUCUUACCAGACCAUCCUUGAACAGCAGAUUCUAUCAAUUGACCGAGAAAUGCUAGAAAAAUUGACUGUAUCCUAUGAUGAAGCAGGGACAACGUGUUUGAUUGCUCUGCUAUCAGAUAAAGACCUCACUGUGGCCAACGUGGGUGACUCGCGUGGGGUCCUAUGUGACAAGGAUGGGAAUGCCAUUCCUUUGUCUCAUGAUCACAAACCCUACCAGCUAAAGGAGAGGAAGAGGAUAAAGAGAGCCGGUGGUUUUAUCAGUUUCAAUGGCUCCUGGAGGGUCCAGGGGAUCCUGGCCAUGUCUCGAUCGCUGGGGGAUUAUCCACUGAAAAACCUCAAUGUGGUCAUCCCAGAUCCAGAUAUCCUGACCUUUGACUUGGACAAGCUCCAGCCCGAGUUCAUGAUCUUGGCAUCAGAUGGCCUCUGGGAUGCUUUCAGCAACGAGGAAGCUGUUCGAUUCAUCAAGGACCGCUUGGAUGAACCUCACUUUGGGGCCAAGAGCAUCGUUUUACAGUCCUUUUACAGAGGCUGCCCUGACAAUAUAACAGUCAUGGUGGUGAAGUUCAGGAAUAGCAGUAAAACAGAAGAGCAGUGAACCCUUCGGGGUCUCAGCUGCCUUAGACUAAAGGACUUUCAACACACUGGUCUCUUUUAAUGUAGUGAAAGGUGUGGGAGUUACAAUUAGGAUCAUCCAUCCCAGACAUGGGGUUCCCUGUCCCCAACUGUCUUAAGUCUAUGUGCCGUAUGAACAGAGGGUGCUCUUGGCCAAUGUAGUUGAGAUGCUGGAAAAUAGUUUCUUCGUAUUUUCCCAACACUUUCAUCCAAUGUCCAAAAUAUAUAUAGCUGUAGAUUCACAUGUGUGACGUGAAAGGCGUAUGUGCCAUAUAUUCUCGUUUUACAGUUGCUUUUUAGAUCCAUUACAGGGCCCUCGGAUCAUCAGACUUUGUGUCCUCUCACUGGAGCAAUGAGCAGAACAGGACUCCCAGGAGAUGCUGUGGGUAACCCAUGAGUCAGAGCCAAUGUGGCCAUGCCCCUUGCUGAGAGGCAGAGCUGUCCCUAGGGUGCUUUGUCCUCCUGAGCCCAGUUUUUCUGCUCUGCAGCAGCCCAGAAACAGAUUUGAAAAUGGUUUAUUAUUCCACAGCUGUUCUUGAAGGCUGAGGGAAGUGGGGAGGAGGAGAACCGCCUGCACCCCUUAAGUCACCUUCCCCUGCCUUCAUUAGUUAAAUAGACUUUGUAUACCACCCAACCAGUCUUUGUGUGUUUAUCCUAAUCGUGCAUGGCUUUAACCUUUUGCUUACACCUUACCUAAUGGAAUAGGCAGCUGUUAAACUUUACCACCAGACACCGUGAUUUUUUUACAGUACUAAGUGGAAAAAAGCAAAUUGCAAUACCGUAAUCCUUCUACCUUUAAGGAUAGAUGGGGAAAUCACGGCCAAAUAAGUCACAGCAUCCCCUGGGAAGUUUGCUGCUUUGCAUUGGGAGAGAAAGCUACUGAGGUUGCCAUCCUGACUUGAGCACCAGCUGCCCGGUUUUGUGCAUUUCUUUCUCUCCUAGUAGCUUUUGAGUGUCUCUCAAGCGUUGUUCUGAGAAGCAGCUGCAUAGAACUGCAUGUGUGCCCCCUGAAGCCAAGUACAGAGUCCCCAGCCUCCUGUUGGAAUUCGGUAGUAAGUUACUGGGAUGUGCUUCUGCUAGAUGGUGGAAAGGCAGCAGUCUUUAUUGUUUGGUUGCAAACCAUUGAGUUAUUUUGGGGCCAGACCUGCUACUUUUCAUUUCUUAUCACCAAUGUCACGUUUCCAUUCUCAGUAUUUUAUUAUGGAAAAUGCUGGGCUCAAACAGCCAAACAAGAUUUUCAUGGCAUCCCCACCCAGUCUGUGUCUGAAAAACCAGGGCAUCUAUCUGGUUUUGUCCUUCCAGAGUGGGCAUUUGUCUUUAUGGCUUCUCCGAGGCCCCAUUCGCUGACCACCUCCUCCUCUGCCUUCUUCAAAUGUGGAAGGUCCUAGGAGAGAACUCGGGAGGAUGCAAAGAUCCCUUUGUGGCUGCCGAGGACUGUGAUCUGUCUGGAUCCCUCUGAGCUCUUAACUUUUAUUUAACUGAAAGAAUAAUGGUUUCCCAAGCGAUGUACUUUUGUAAACUAACAUUGGAAUUUACGAUAUUAGAACUUUGGUUUUGGUUUUUUUAAGUGUAGCAUGUUCCAGUACAAAAUACCUGCCACCUGUUAGAUUGGAGUUUCUGCCUCUUGAGAGGCACAAUGUUUGGUUGUGUGUAUUUGAGGUGGGGGUGGGGAGGGAGUUGUGGGAAACAUGCUGGUUAUGAUUAUUGAUGGGAUGGUCAGGCCAGGUGGCCUGAGUUUGUUUGGGGAUUCGGGACAUUCUGAUUAUGAAGUUACUGGAGCCCACCCUCUAACUGGAGUCCAAGAGUAAGCAGUGUCAGCAUGUUACAGUACAUAGUUAAUUUUCCUUUUUCUAUUUUUAACUUAACUCAGAAUUCAUAAAUAACAAUGGAAAGAC